This is a messenger RNA of Fulvia fulva, 405 nucleotides long. RefSeq lists its product as uncharacterized. NCBI's taxonomy places the organism in Eukaryota, Fungi, Ascomycota, Dothideomycetes, Mycosphaerellales, Mycosphaerellaceae. The coding region runs from base 1 to 405 and encodes 134 amino acids. The record is from RefSeq and is a predicted model, not a curated record. The transcript has a single exon.
AUGGCCAGCCUCUUCGCCGGCCUGUUCCGCAAGGCGCCCCAAGUGCCAGAGUUCGCGCCCAAGUUCCCCUUCUCCCUCGCGACGAAUCCAUACCGCUGCAAGCGAACAUGGCCACCGGACUUCACGCAGCUCUCCCCGAAGCAUCAGUUCCGCCUCGAGCGACGAUAUAGGAGGAGGUCGAAGCUGAAGUGGGCGCGACCGAACUGGACCAAGGGCGUCAAGCUGGCACAGUGGGGCAGCAUCGUCUUCGUUCUCGCCUACGGAGUGCUGUUCAUGCAGAUCGACGACCGGAAGACACCAUUCGACAAGGUCAGUAGGGCACGCGAACAGACCGGAACGAUGAACUCCACGCGAGAGCAGACGUCAGACGACAACAGUCCCGUUGCAACGAAGCAGCCGUCAUGA